Salarias fasciatus (jewelled blenny) is the source of this 1081-nucleotide messenger RNA. Its product is annotated as ribosomal biogenesis factor-like. The transcript is spliced from 4 exons. Gene Ontology annotation, biological process: ribosome biogenesis. NCBI's taxonomy places the organism in Eukaryota, Metazoa, Chordata, Actinopteri, Blenniiformes, Blenniidae. Gene Ontology annotation, cellular component: nucleolus. The coding region runs from base 128 to 424 and encodes 98 amino acids. The record is from RefSeq and is a predicted model, not a curated record.
GAGCGUGCGUUGGUCCGGAAAGGCGGCAGAUGGCAGCAGAGAGCCGUCGCGUGUUCAUGACGUCGAAGUCCGAGGACGGUAGUGGUUGUUGCAGCACGUGAAGAUAUAAACACACAGUAAAGGCAACAUGGCAAAAAACAAACAGAAAGGGAAAAAACAGAAGAAUGUCUUUCAAGUGGCAAACAAGCACCUGAAGAGCAAGAACAAAGCCAAACCAGUCACUACGACACUCAAACACAUCAGUGCCGGGAAGAAGGAGAAGGUGGAGAGCUUAAAUCAAAUCUUCACAGAAGUCCAGAGGGAUGUUAAGAGCAUUUCGAAAUCUGUCGCUCCCGAGCCAAAGAAACAAAUCCAGGUUCCCAAAGAGCCGCCAAAGGAAUCUGUAAAUGUUGACAGCGCCGCUCAGCUCUUCUCUCAGCUAUAAUGGACCAAGAAUCAACGAUGACAAUAUUGACUGAACAUUUUCCAUCAUUUGCACUGCAAAGGGGAGCAUCACAGGAAGUUGCAGUGUUUGUGUGAAACUAAUGUAUUGUGGGCAAUUUGAAGAUCCCAUGAAAUGGAAAAUACACUUUGUCUGCAUCCAUCUACCGUCCGAUCGCUGUUGAGUCAUCUCUUGAUCCGUGCUAAAUAAUUUUCAAACAGCCGAUAGAGCUGCAGCAUCACGAGCUCCAGGUAACUCUGAGUACGGCACACUGAGUUCGAUUGCCAGCUGAAAACGCAAAUCAAUCCUCCAACCAACUUUGUGCAUCGGUGGCCCCGAACCACUGAAAAGAGGUUUUUGACGACAGUGUAUUGAACAUUUAUUUAUGUAUAAAUGUUGGUUUUCUGCUACAUCAACUAAUAAUUAUUUAACUGAUUCACCUGCUGAUCAGUUGUAUUAUGAAAGGGAGGCUCGUUUAUUAAAAGGGGAAUUGCUCAAGGAGAUGUGACUCAUAGCCACAUCUUUGAGCAGGUGGAGGAUGUGAUCGAUGAUUAUAAAAAUUUGUCAAUUAACCAACGACCAUUUCUUUCAGUUCACCACUUCCUCUGUUGAAAAACUCUUUGUUUCGGAUAUACUUCCUUUAGCAAAAGAAUAAAUACU